UUUUUUUCUUUAUUGUCGGCUCUCUAAAACAGUCUCACCUCUCUAUAAAUUAACGAAACACGCCGACGAAUCUCUUAUCAUCCCACAAACCCUAAAUCAACUCAAUCCGAUGGCGCUAGAGAAUCAAUCGGCGGCUACUAGAUUCACCGGAAAGGUGAAUUGGUUCAACGACUCAAAGGGAUUCGGUUUCAUCACCCCCGACGAUGGCACCACCGAGGAGCUUUUCGUCCACCAAUCCUCCAUCGUCUCCGAGGGAUACAGGAGCCUCGCCGUCGACGAUCUGGUCGAGUUCGAGAUCGCUCAGGGAACCGACGGGAAGACCAAGGCCGUCGAGGUCACCGCUCCCGGCGGCGCUCCUUUGAAAAAGAAGGAGGCCGGCUCACGCGGGAGAAGCGGUCGCGGCGGAAGUUGUUACAACUGCGGCGACGCUGGGCAUCUCGCGAAGGAUUGCCGCGACGGCGGGGAGCGAGGAGCGUGUUACACGUGUGGUGACACUGGUCACUUGGCUAGGGAUUGCGUUAAGAAGUCUGGUGGUGAGCGUGUGAGCGGUGGAGGUGGAGCUUGCUAUACGUGUGGUGGAUCUGGUCACAUGGCUAGGGAAUGUCCGAGUAAGAGGCAGUCUGGUGGUGGUGGUUGUUACGAGUGUGGUGGCGCUGGUCACUUGGCUAGGGAUUGUGACAAGAGAGGUGGAGGAGGGAGAAGCUCUGGUGGUUGUUAUGAAUGUGGUGGUGCUGGUCAUAUGGCUCGUGAUUGUGACAAGAGAGGAAGUGGUGGAGGUGGGAGAAGCUCUGGUGGAGGUGGUGGCAAGUGCUACAAGUGUGGUGAAGGAGGUCACUUUGCAAGGGAGUGUUCUGUUGCUUGAUUGCUUCCCUAAUCAACAAAACAAUAAGAUGAAGAUGGAUUUGAGUAAUUAAUUACUCUUCGUUUUCGUUUUAUUAUCUUUUGCUGAUGGGAAUGAUGAAUUCGCCUGGUCCUCUGUUGUGUUUUUUUUUUGAGUUUUUGGUGGUACUAUUAUUAUUAUACAAUCUUUAGCUAGAUUUGGUUUCUGUUGUCCUUUUUUUUAUGCGCUAUAUGACUUUGGUUGAUUUGCUUAUGUCACUUUUGAGUUAAGUGUUUUGUCCUUUUUGUUUCAGUUUAUUGCUUUCUUUGUACGGGAUGAACUGAAAGUGAAACCCAAGUUUGGUUUGGUCGCCUU
This is a messenger RNA of Brassica oleracea var. oleracea, 1195 nucleotides long. Its product is annotated as cold shock domain-containing protein 3-like. Gene Ontology annotation, molecular function: nucleic acid binding; zinc ion binding. The transcript has a single exon. NCBI's taxonomy places the organism in Eukaryota, Viridiplantae, Streptophyta, Magnoliopsida, Brassicales, Brassicaceae. The record is from RefSeq and is a predicted model, not a curated record. The coding region runs from base 110 to 862 and encodes 250 amino acids.